Messenger RNA from Cercocebus atys (sooty mangabey), 2764 nucleotides. RefSeq names its product zinc finger, CCHC domain containing 4 (gene ZCCHC4). The transcript is spliced from 13 exons. NCBI's taxonomy places the organism in Eukaryota, Metazoa, Chordata, Mammalia, Primates, Cercopithecidae. Gene Ontology annotation, cellular component: nucleolus; cytoplasm. The record is from RefSeq and is a predicted model, not a curated record. Gene Ontology annotation, biological process: rRNA methylation. Gene Ontology annotation, molecular function: nucleic acid binding; rRNA (adenine-N6-)-methyltransferase activity; zinc ion binding. Bases 29 to 1570 code for a protein of 513 amino acids.
CUUAGGCUUUCGGGACGGCGGCGGGAAGAUGGCGGCCCCCAGGGAUGGGUUUGAAGCCGUGGAGGCAGAGGGCAGCGCAGGGUGCCGGGGGAGCUCGGGAAUGGAGGUGGUGCUUCCCUCGGAUCCCGCCGUCCCCGCCCCGCUGUGCCCUCACGGACCCACUCUUCUGUUUGUAAAGGUGACCCAAGGGAAAGAAGAAACUCGGAGGUUUUAUGCCUGUUCAGCCUGUAGAGAUAGAAAAGACUGUAAUUUUUUUCAGUGGGAAGAUGAAAAGUUGUCAGGAGCUAGACUUGCUGCCCGAGAAGCUCAUAACCGAAGAUGUCAGCCUCCCCUGUCCCGAAGGCAGUGUGUGGAAAGGUACUUGAAGUUUAUUGAGUUGCCCUUGACUCAGAGAAAGUUUUGUCAAAGAUGUCAGCAGUUGCUGUUACCAGAUGACUGGGGGCAACAUAGUGAGCAUCAGGUUCUGGGUGACGUGUCCAUCACCCAGUUAAGAAGGCCCAGUCAACUCCUUUAUCCACUGGAAAACAAGAAGACAAAUGCCCAGUAUCUGUUUGCUGAUCGGAGCUGUCAGUUCUUGGUAGACUUACUUUCUGCCCUUGGAUUCAGAAGAGUACUGUGUGUUGGAACACCAAGGUUGCAUGAGCUGAUCAGGUUGACAGCAUCAGGUGACAAGAAGUCUAACAUUAAAAGCCUUUUAUUGGAUAUUGAUUUUCGGUAUUCACAGUUUUAUAUGGAAGAUAGCUUUUGCCAUUAUAAUAUGUUUAACCAUCAUUUCUUUGAUGGAAAGACUGCCCUUGAAGUAUGCAGAGCAUUUUUACAGGAAGAUAAAGGCGAAGGAAUCAUUAUGGUGACGGAUCCUCCGUUUGGUGGCUUGGUUGAACCUUUGGCUAUUACAUUCAGGAAGUUAAUUGCUAUGUGGAAAGAAGGUCAAAGCCAAGAUGACAGUCACAAAGAACUACCCAUUUUCUGGAUUUUCCCCUAUUUUUUUGAAUCCCGAAUUUGUCAGUUUUUUCCAAGCUUCCGGAUGCUGGAUUACCAGGUAGAUUAUGAUAAUCAUGCACUUUAUAAAUACGGAAAGACAGGUCGAAAACAGUCUCCCGUGCGUAUUUUCACCAACAUUCCGCCCAACAAAAUAAUCCUUCCUACUGAAGAAGGGUACAGAUUUUGCUCUCUGUGUCAACGAUAUGUUUCUCUAGAGAAUCAACACUGUGAGCACUGUAAUUCUUGCACAUCCAAGGAUGGCAGGAAAUGGAACCAUUGCUUUCUCUGUAAAAAGUGUGUAAAGCCUUCCUGGAUCCACUGUAGCAUUUGCAAUCACUGUGCUGUUCCAGAUCACUCUUGCGAGGGCCCCAAAGAUGGCUGCUUUAUUUGUGGUGAAUUGGAUCAUAAACGCAGUACUUGUCCUAACAUUGCUACAUCUAAAAGAGCUAACAAAGCUGUCGGAAAGCAGAAGCAAAGAAAAAGUAAUAAGAUGAAAAUGGAGACCACGAAAGGACAAUCCAUGAAUCAUACAUCUGCUACAAGGAGAAAGAAAAGGAGGGAAAGAGCCCAUCAAUAUCUUGGCUCUUAAAUGUCCAGUGACUUGAGAAUAAGAAAGAUUUAUGGUCCAACCUUUGAUGCCAUUUUCUGAAAGUGCCACACUGGACUUAAAUUCAGCCGCUUCCAGAGGUAUGCACCUUUCUGAGCUAGAUAACAGGCAGGUGGCAUUUGCUGGCUUACAGUCCCUUAUCUGCCUCUCUGGAGACUGGGAGUUGUUCCAUCUUCAGCCAGUUUACUAGUUCUUUCAGCAUUCAUUUUUCCUCAUUUUAAGUCUCUCCCAGUCGCAUUAUUCUAUUUUUAUUUUUUUUGAAACGGAGUCUUGCUCUGUCUUCCAGGCUAGAGUGCAAUGGCAUGACCUCAGCUCACAGCAACCUCUGCCUCCCGGGUUCAAGCGAUUCUCCUGCCUUAGUCUCCUGAGUAGCUGGGAUCACAGGCACAUGCCACCAUGACUGGCUAAUAUUUGUAUGUUUAGUAGAGACAGGGUUUCACCAUGUUGGCCAGGCUGAUCUCGAACUCCUGGCCUCAAGGGAUCUGCCUGCCUUGGCCUCCCAAAGUGCUGGCAUUACAGGCAUGAGCCACCUCACCUAGCUUCUGUCACAUUAUUCUAGCCUCUUUAAUCUAGAAAAUGCAGACAGCAUUCUUUUGCAGAAGAUGUCAGAAGAAAACGAAAGUGAAAACCUAUGAAGUUUGUCUACCUUGAACAUAAAAGUAUGUUCAUUUAAAUAGGAAAAUAUUUUAUGUUAAAUAUGAAACAAUAGUUUAAACCCCACUUGAAAAGUACAGUGUACAAUUAUUUUCAGACUGAAUUUGAAGAUGAUGGAAAGAGUUUUUACAAAGGCACUGUAUAGAUAUAGAGAUUGUAAUUUUAAUUACAUUAUUAUUAAAUAUUUAUUUUCCAUGUACUUUUUGCAGUUGUCUUUUGAUGGUCUAGAAUCACUUAAAUGCUUGUUGAAUGAGUGAGAUGUUUAGAACUAAGACUUGCUCUGUCAUUCCAGUGUCUUUUAACCUAUGCAGUAAGUUUCUCUCUUUGUAAAAGUAGUUCGGAGCAGAAGUCAGGAGAGUUUAGUAAUUAAACUCCUCAUUCCUACCCUUAACGUUUCCUGGCUAUAUGAUCUUGGCCAGGCCACUCUCUCUCUAAAAGCCCUGGUUUCUUCAUUAUUAUAAUGGGGAGAAUAUCAGCUAUACCUGAGGUUUGUUUUGUGAUUAAAUUUUAAAUGAGACCCAA